UUGAAAGAGAAUUUUUCUCUAGAACUUGUUUUAGACACCAUCAUCAAUCUUUUGGCGUGGUUGCAGGACUUUCGCUGGCGUCCAUGCUUUGCUGUACUGAAGGCAAACUUGUUGUUUGUGUUUGACAAGCAAGAUGACCCUGAACCUCCUUUCCUUAUCCUUAUCAUCGAGGAUUGUUUCGUCGAGCUCUGUGAUGAAAAUAAGCUCGGAAGAGACUUUACCUUUGAGAUAAAGUACAAAACUACUGGAAGAAGUUUCGUCUUUGCAGCUGAAGAUUUUAAAGCGUUAGAACGAUGGGUUUCUUUGUUGACCAUAACACCAAUUGACUAUAUCUGGUGUGUCUACGAAAACAACAAGGACUACAGCAAAAUGCCGGCAUAUCACUCAAAAAUCGACGCUGAAAUGGUGGUCGCUAAUAUGGCUCUUCUACCGCUACGGUCAAACUUCAAAGGACCUGCACCUCGUAUGUAUUACAAAAGUAUUAAGGGAUUUGCAGUACUGUCUAAGAACAAGGGAAACGAAUGUGAAUUUAUAAUUCAAGCGUUCACUAAAAUUCAGUUCUUGGUAGUGAAGUACUUGACAUUUGCAGGAACUGACGCCGAAGUUGAUAUCAUCGAUGAAGCACUAAUGUACUUCAAACCAAAUAUUUUUUUCCGAGAAUUCGAAAUCAAAGGUCCAUCUGAUAGGACAUUGAUAUAUCUGACUCUUUAUAUAACGGAGUGCCUCCGCAAACUACAAAGGAGCCCCAACAAAGUUGCUGGACUAAAAGAUUUGGCCACUCUUGCACUCAGCCGUCAGCUACCGAUACCAGGGGAGGCGGAUUUUCCUUUGAAUAAUAUGUAUAAGAUACCUGCUAAUAAGCAAGAGGAGGAGACAAUGCGUGCCUAUCUGCAGCAGUUGAGACAGGAACUUGGAGUUCGCCUAUGCGACUUAGCGUUUCCUGAUCCUUCAACAAAGCCAAGCAAGGUAAUAGUCUUCUCCGUUGGCGCUUUUUAG
Molecule: messenger RNA, 996 nt
Organism: Angiostrongylus costaricensis
Lineage: Eukaryota; Metazoa; Nematoda; Chromadorea; Rhabditida; Metastrongylidae
Source: the annotation of a GenBank genome assembly